Messenger RNA from Lichtheimia ornata, 1437 nucleotides. RefSeq lists its product as uncharacterized. The record is from RefSeq and is a predicted model, not a curated record. Gene Ontology annotation, cellular component: nucleus. The transcript is spliced from 5 exons. NCBI's taxonomy places the organism in Eukaryota, Fungi, Mucoromycota, Mucoromycetes, Mucorales, Lichtheimiaceae. Bases 1 to 1437 code for a protein of 478 amino acids. Gene Ontology annotation, molecular function: protein binding.
AUGGACAGCCAAUCACGACGUUAUCCUUAUCCAUACGGUCAACCAGAGACUAGUCAUCAACCACCUCCUCCAUCCUCAGCUACGGGUCCAACUGCUACAACCAAUGCUGCAGCACCUCCACCUCCUCCAUCAGCAGCAGCAGCAGCAGCUUCCAAGGAAAUAUACCAAUACGAUGCACCCUGGCCAAUCUAUGCUCUCGAUUGGUGCAAGACACCUCAUGAACGAAAGGGUUUUCGAAUGGCUCUUGGCAGUAUCAUUGAAGAAAGCAAUAAUAAGCUCCAAGUGAUUGCUCGUACCGAUACGUUGGAUGGAGGUGCUAUGUAUGGUGGAAUGAAUCAUGCAGUGCCAGAUUUUACAGUGGUAGCAGAAGCAGACGUAUACUAUCCAACGACCAAAGUGCUUUGGGAACCAUGGAGGAGUGAUUCAUCAUGGCGAUCCGAUUUGUUGGCUACCACUGGCGACAUUCUCAGGAUAUGGGAAUUGAUUGAUCACCCACGAUAUGGCUCCACAAGCAAUUCCAUCAACAGCUCUAGUAGGCGCAACAGCCCUCCUUAUUACAUGCAACAACUCGUCAAGAAAGCAGAGUUGGCCAAUACAAAGCAAACCGACUUUUGUGCACCAUUGACAUCAUUUGAUUGGAAUGAAGCGGAUCCUUCACUGAUUGUGACAUCCAGCAUUGAUACGACAUGCACCGUAUGGAACGUGGAGACCAAUCAAGCCAAAACACAGUUGAUUGCACAUGAUAGUGAUGUUUAUGAUGUCGCCUUUAUGCAUGGAUCAGCGGAUAUCUUUGCCAGUGUUGGUGCUGAUGGAUCGGUGCGACUCUUUGAUCUCAGAUCACUUGAACAUUCAACCAUCUUAUAUGAAGCACCACCAAGUACAACUGUGGACAAUGGUCGAUCAGCAGCAGGAGCACACAAUGGAAGCAGUAGUUCGGCAGCGGCUAUGGUGAAUGCAGGAACAAACCCAUUGUUACGAUUACAAUUCAACAGGAUGAAUCCCAACAUGCUUGCCACAUUCCACAUGGACUCUUCAUCAGUAUUGGUAUUGGAUAUUCGUUACCCAAGCACACCCACAGUGGAGCUUGUCAAGAGUCAUCAAGGAAGUAUCAAUGGUAUCAGCUGGUCACCUACCCAAGAAGGUCAGCUGUGCACUGGUGGCGAUGAUGGCCAAGUGCUUGUGUGGGACAUUCACAAUGGCGCAAAUAGCACUACCGAUCACCAGACCAGUCCACGCCACCGCCAUCAAUAUUAUCAACAACAAAAUCGAUACAACAACAGCAACAGCAAUCAUCACCACCAUGCUACUCGUUCUAUUCAAGAUCCCAUUCUAGCAUACUCUGCUGCAUCGGAAAUCAAUUCUCUCGCAUGGAGUAAAGGUGUCCCUGAUUGGAUUGGAAUCGGUUUUGGAAGGACUGUACAAGCGUUACGUGUUUAA